AGCUUUGAGAAGAAGGAGCCGUGUGGUGGCAAUCCGUUCAGCAUUUAUUACAUUCGGCACAGGGAUGACCCCAACCCCCAGGAACCAUAAACCUCAGACACAACACCCAGAGCACACUGCGCCUGGGGAGGCUAUUUCUCAGGGAUGAGGGGAGCGAGUUGCACAGGGGCUCCGCUGGGAGCAUGUCCCGGGACCCUGCGACGGCCGGCCACCCCUGCAGCCUCGGAUGCCUCUGCUGGGCACCCAGGGGGCGGUGGUCCCAUGCAGCACUGCGCCAUCUCUGUGUCCAUCCUGGGAAAGGCUGGCCAUGGUGAGGAUGGGCCCCAGCUCUUCCUGGACCGUUGUGGCUACGACUCGGUGGCUGAUGGCACCCAGGCAGCAGUUGGCGUCACGGCGGGAGGCCACCUACUCGAAGGGGAAAACCCUCCACACGGUGGGGUGGCUCGCCUUUGUCCAGCGGGCCACGAGCAGAGGGUAGGACACAGCACAAAGGCGGCCAGGUUGGCAGUGGCUACGUACAGGCCCUUGAGGAUGCAGCGGCAGCCUGGGGAGAUGCCGAAGUCGGCCGAUGGAGGAGGUGCCAGAGCAGCUGCCCCAGCAGAGGCUCAGGAUGAGCAGCGGGAGGAGGAGGAGCAGCAAGCAGACUGGGGUCCUGGGGCGCCAGGUGCCGCCUGCCCGAAGGGGAAGAAGCUCUCCUCCACAUGCAGCCAGGACACCAGCAGGGCCGAGGGCCCGAUGACAGCAGCUACAGGGCCACGCGGGGGCUCCACGGCCUGGGCAAAGCACCGGAAGCGCUCAUCGGGCUCCAGGUCAUACACCUUGGCCAGCUUCCUCUGCAUGGUGAUCUCACUUUGGAUGACACGGAACUGGGGCAGAGAAAGAACAGGGUACAGAGAAGGAGGUGUGUGAGGAGUGGGGCACUAUGAUGGUCCCGGAUCUUUGCUCAUGGGAACCCGCCUUCCCUCCAAUGCCAUCCAGCCCUGCCUGUUCUGACACUUGGGUCUCCAGCUCCUCCUCCAGGAAGGCGGCCUUGAUGCCACACCCCAUCCCCCACCUGACAAAGCCUUGAGUGUCCUGAGAUCUGGGUGUCUUAACUUUCUCAAGACACAUUAGGCCCAGGGGAUGGGCUGGACAGGGUCCUGCCCAGGGGGUCUUGACGGCAGGAAGGAAACCAAAGUGCAUCAGAAACAGCCCCCUGAGCCCAGAACAAGGCCGGAACGUCCCCACCCUUUCUCAAGUUGGAGGCCUGCCAGGGCCUCUAAGGCUGUCCUGCCCAGAAACAGCACCCGGACCUGGCCCGGGCUCGGGGCUACCGAGAAGCGGGGACUGCACCGGGGAGCUGAGGCCUCCGGUGGGAAGGCACUGCCAGCCCCCUGAUGUGCUUCCUGCCCUGAAGGAGCAGCAUCCCUACCCCUGGGCAGGGCCUGAGGGGGAGGCCAGUCCUGCCCAGAUGCUGCCCCCUGGAGCCCUCAGCCCCACCUGCCCUGGGGCCAGGACUGGGGCUUAGGUGGGCCCUUCUGGCAGUCCUCUCCAAGAAGCCCAGGUCCUGGGGUGGAGGGGGGACUCAGGAGGGGGGGAGGCCUGGUGCUGAGAGGUCUGGGCUCACUGGGGGCUCUCUCCUCUCUAAAGCUCACCAUCCUGCCCACCUGUGCCCCUCUGGGCUCACUCACGUCCUCAUAUUCCAGGUGUUUGUCUAUGGAAAGUUCCACACCUAGUACCUGCUGAGCAGCCCUCCUGGGUGGAGGACUGUAGCUCAACCCAAGGAAGCGGCCAGGGAUGGCUGUCCCCCCUUGGGACCUGUGAGUGCCGGUCCACACACCCCUGGCAGGAGGAGCCCAGGGACCGUGCAGGGCAGACCACAGGCACCCAUCCUGAGAGCUGGCCAAGGAGGGGACCCCGGGGGUGUCCCAUGACAUACCAUGGCCACCCAGAUCCAGAACCUAACCACUUCGGCCCUGUCCGAGGCCAUCAUGCUCGGGGUCCCGAGGCAGGUGGUGGUGACCAACUUAACCAAGGCAUCACAUUCCCAGAGGACCCUAUACAUGGUGAGAGCCAGGCGCUCAAUGUCUCCUAUCUGUGGCUGGUUCUGUAAGUAACUGUUACAUUCCACAAACUCCAUCCUGUCGUACAGCCCCUGGGGAUCACAAGGGAGGGUCAUCCAGCUGUGCCCCUGGUGCCCCUGUUCCCAGGCAGGGUCACUGGUCAGAGCUGGAGCCCAGGCAGCUGAGGACGUGCUGUGAGCCUCGUGGCCAUCCAGGCUUCAGACCCUGUCCACUGAGGCACCCAGUGGUGGGGAACAGAGGGGCUUUGCUCACAGGCACCCUCACCCACCUCCUCCCUGCAACAAAAGGCAGCUCACGCCUGCCCAAACUGGGGCAUCUGCCUCCCAUUCUGCCACCCCGUGGACCCCACUACCCACUCAGGUGCAGUUUCCCCCGAAACAACUCCACCCAGAGCCUUUGUUGGUGUCUGUGUCUCCCACACAGUCAGGUCCAUGGCAGGGGCCUCUGAAGUGUGGAGGCUGUGGAGGCCUGCCAGGCCAAUGGCCCGAGGACCUAAGGCCCUGGCAGCACCUCCCUGAGCACCCCUCCCCUGCCCUGCCCCUCCCAGCCCGGCCAGGCCCUGCCCACCUUCCCUCCGCUCCUCCUCAUUGGUCUGCAAGGAUCCCUGAGGGCCGGCCCUACUGUCCCCGUGUGGUCAGUGAGGGCUUGGGGGUGAGGAGAGUCUCUCAGGGCACAUGGUAAGUCCGUGGGGAAGCUGGGAUGUGGGCCCAGAUCACAGGAGUCCACACCAGGGGACAGCAGGUCUGGGGCAGCCUGUGACACAGGGCAGGCCCACCCCCGACCCCGAGAGCCCGCUCUGCUCACCGCACAGAUCAGGGUCAGCUGCUCGGCCACCAGGCUAUGGGGAAAUGCCAGAAUGGUCCACUCCUCCUUCCUCCACACGUCCCGGGUGAUCGCGACACAGGUGCUGGUGGGC
This is a messenger RNA of Manis javanica (Malayan pangolin), 2979 nucleotides long. Lineage: Eukaryota; Metazoa; Chordata; Mammalia; Pholidota; Manidae. The record is from RefSeq and is a predicted model, not a curated record.